Molecule: messenger RNA, 3309 nt
Organism: Vigna angularis (adzuki bean)
Lineage: Eukaryota; Viridiplantae; Streptophyta; Magnoliopsida; Fabales; Fabaceae
Exons: 3
Coding region: 1-3309 (1102 amino acids)
Source: RefSeq, a predicted model, not a curated record
AUGGAUCGUUCCCCAUCAAAUCGUGCAUGGAUGUAUGAUAGGUGUCAUAGAGGAAGAGGUGCUUUGAAAGAGUCUUUUGUAUUAGGUGUUGAAGAGUUUAUAACUAAAGCUUGUGAACAAGAACGUUAUCGUAGAGGUGGGGGUCUUCGAUGUCCAUGUUUAAAGUGCGAUUGUACAAAGAUUCUGCACGAAAGAGUUGUCAAAGUUCACCUUUACAAGAACGGUUUCAAGCCUAAUUAUUUCAUUUGGGAGGAUAAUGGGGAAAUAAUACCAGAAGAUGAUGUACAGAAUCAUCAAAGUUGGAGGGCUGUAGAGACGGAAGGUGGUCAAAUUAACCAAUUUCAAACAAUGGAAGACAUGGUGCAUGAUGCUCUUGGGCAAAAUGAGUCGUGGCAAGCAUCUACUUCUAAUAACAUUGAAGAGGCUCCGAAUGAAGAAACACAAAGGUUUUUUAAUUUUUUGUUGGAUGAAAACCAACCGUUGUAUGGAGGAGCAUCAGACUCGAAAUUAUCAAUGUGUGUCAGACUAUUAGCUUGCAAGUCAAAUUGGAAUAUUCCUAACCAAUGCAUAGAUUUUAUUGCAAAAAUGGUUAUGGAUGCAACACCCAUCAAAUCAGGUUUGCCUAAAACAUACUACGAAGCAAAAAAGUGUGUAUCAAAGUUGGGAUUACAAUCGCAGAGGAUUGAUUGUUGCGUGGAUGGUUGCAUGCUCUUCUAUGAUAAUGAAUAUGGUAAGAAUGAUGGCGCGUUGCUUGAAUGCAAAUUUUGUGGAAAGCCAAGAUAUCAACCACGUAAUAUGGGAGCAACUACUACAAAGCAAGUUCCUAUGAAAUCAAUGUUCUAUUUGCCAUUAAUUCCUAGACUACAAAGAAUGUAUGCCUCAACACAAACUGCAGGAGAAAUGACUUGGCACUAUCAGAACAUGUCGACGAAUGGUGUAUUGCGUCAUCCAUGCGAUGGAGAGGCUUGGAAGCACUUUGAUAGAGUAUAUCCUGACUUUGGUACCGAGCCACGCAAUGUACGACUCGGUUUAUGCUCUGACGGUUUUAACCCAUAUGUACAGGCAUCAAAUAUACCAUAUUCAUGUUGGCCAGUUAUUGUCACCCCUUAUAAUCUUCCUCCAGAAAUGUGCAUGUCUAAACCUUACAUGUUCUUGACAUGUCUCAUUCCCGGGCCAUUCAAUCCAAAGGUUGGCAUAGAUGUGUACUUAGAGCCCUUGAUAGACGAAUUGAAGAAGUUGUGGACGGGUGUCAUAACAUAUGAUAUUUCAAGGAAACAUAACUUUAUUUUGAGGGCCAUGCUGAUGUGGACAAUUAAUGAUUUUCCUGCUUAUGGUAUGUUGUCCGGUUGGAGCACUCAUGGUAAACUGGCAUGCCCACAUUGUAUGGAAGAUACAAAGGCUUUUAGAUUAUAUCAUGGGGCAAAAAAUUCAUGGUUUGACUCCCAUCGGAGGUUUUUACCGAAUGACCAUGCCUUUAGGAGGAAUAGGAAUGCUUUCAAGAAGGGGGAAGUGGAGAUGGAUGACGCACCACCAUAUCUUACGGGAGUAGAAGUUUGGAAUAGAAUCAAUGGUUAUCCUAAAAUAACUGAAAAUGGUGCACCAAGAAUUGAUGGAUACGGUGAGUGGCAUAAUUGGACAAAAAAAAGCAUCUUUUGGGAUCUACCCUAUUGGAAGGAUAAUUUGUUAAGGCAUAAUCUUGAUUUCAUGCACAUUGAAAAAAAUUUCUUUGACAACAUCUUUAAUACUGUGAUGAAUGUUGUGGGGAAGACAAAAGACAAUGAGAAGGCCCGAAUGGAUAUAGCUUUGUACUGUAGACGAAAAGAUUUGGAGCUAAAAAGGCAUACCAAUGGAAACAUGUAUAAGCCAAAAGCAAAUUAUACACUUUCAGCAGAUCAAACAAAAGAAGUCUGUCAUUGGGUAAAAGCUCUUAGGAUGCCUGAUGGAUAUUCUUCUAACUUGUCAAGGUGUGUUGAUGUGAAUAGGGGAAAGCUCAUUGGGAUGAAAAGCCAUGACUGCCAUGUGUUUAUGGAAUGCUUACUUCCUAUUGCGUUUAGUUCUUUACCGUCUCAUGUUCUCAAUCUCAUUACAGAGAUAAGUCAUUUCUUUAGAGAUUUGUGUUCUACUACAUUGAACAAGGAUGACCUAGCGAAGAUGGAAGAAAACAUUCCUCUCAUUCUGUGCAAGAUGGAGAGAAUAUUUCCUCCUUCAUUCUUUGAUUCUAUGGAACAUCUCCCUAUCCAUCUUCCAUAUGAGGCACGACUUGGUGGACCAGUCCACUAUAGGUGGAUGUACCCAUUUGAAAGGUUCAUGGGAUAUGCUAAACGUUCAGUAAAGAAUAAAGUUAGGGUUGAAGGUUCUAUUUGCGCAUCAUACUUGCACAGAGAAACAACUCAUUUUUGUUCCCACUAUUUCAAAAACUUCAUGUUAACACCACAAAGCAGUAGAAAUGAAGUAGACAUUCAAAUAGAAAGCCUAACAAAAACAUUAUCAGUGUUUGACCAACCUAGUCGUCAUUCUGGGAGGGAAUCAACACAUUGGUUAAGUGAUGAAGAAUUGAGAUCAGCUCAUGUUCAUGUUCAUAACGAUCCUUUAAGUGUGAGGAACCAACAUCUUAGAGAUUUAUCACUUGGUCCUUUAAGGUGUGUAAAGGAAUGGCACACAUUCUUUGCUAAUGGAUACAAAUUUCAUACGCAUGCAUGGAGUCAGGGCAAGAAGACAAUAAAUAGUGGGGUUCAUGUUAAAGGGCUAACAGAAGGAGGUCAAGAUGAUUUCUAUGGUGUCAUUAAACACAUUUAUGAGUUCGAAUACAAUUCAACAACCACAGAAAAGAAAAUUGUAUUAUUUUAUUGUGAUUGGUUUGAUCCAUCGAGAGUAGGUACAAGGGUGGAUUCAAAGUAUGGCAUUGUGGAUAUUCGAAUGGAUAAAAGAUAUGUGUUGUUUGAUCCUUUUAUAAUUGCACAUAAUGUACAACAAGUGUAUUAUGUACCAUAUCCUACAUCACGCACGGACAAACGAGGUUGGUGUGUUGCGAUAAAAACGAGGCCUAGAGGUCGCAUUGAUUCGAAUGAUGUAGAAGCCGAUGUGCCAUACCAAGUGGAGGAAAUGUCACAUGUUAAUGACGUCAUUGACGUUGAAGAAGUAGUCCGAUUAGAAGAUGUAGACGCUGCUCUUGAAGAAGUGAACCCUAACAAUAUUUCAUCAUUUCAAGGGCAGAUAGAUGAAGAUACAACGGAAUCAGAAGAAUACAAUGCAGAGGAACAGGGUGAAGAUGACAAUGAAGAUGAAUUUCAUAGUUCUAGCACUGAAUAG